Peromyscus leucopus (white-footed mouse) is the source of this 4189-nucleotide messenger RNA. It is a transcript of the gene Pdzd7, whose product is annotated as PDZ domain containing 7. Gene Ontology annotation, molecular function: protein binding. NCBI's taxonomy places the organism in Eukaryota, Metazoa, Chordata, Mammalia, Rodentia, Cricetidae. Gene Ontology annotation, biological process: sensory perception of sound; auditory receptor cell stereocilium organization. Gene Ontology annotation, cellular component: plasma membrane; stereocilia ankle link complex; stereocilium tip. The record is from RefSeq and is a predicted model, not a curated record.
CGCAGCCGCACCGAGCGUGGGCGGGGUCCUUAGUUGGUUCAGUAUCUCGCGCUCGCGGGCGGGCAAAGCGGGCGGCUGCGCAAGCGACCAGUUGCUGUAAUGCUGUCUCCACUCUCUGGACAACAGUGAAGGGUGAAAGAGUGCUCCCCAAUGGCCUCAUAGGAAAAGCUCCCUAAAUCCAAGAUGGUUCUGAACUGGGCAGAUUUCCUCUGGCCCCAGGAUGGGAGAGAUUUGGAACCCACACUUCGAAGACGCCUUGAGACUGAGGGCUUCCAUCUGCCUCACUGAGACUCCAGCCCGACAGAGAACAUGGAGCCUGGAACGCCAACAGCCAACCUCUGGAGGACAAGCAGACUCCGUCCGGACCUGUAGGGCACUGCCCGAGCCUCGCCACCAUGGCACGUGGUUUCACAGUGGGCUUUGACCCAUUGGGUCUAGGAGAGCUCAGCUCUGGUUCUCUGAGCUCCCUCUCUUCCCGAGGCCACCUGGGCAGCGACCCAGGCUCCACAGCAACACGAUACUUGCUGAGGAAGCAGCAGCAGCGCCUGCUGAAUGGCCCGCCCCGCGGAAUCCGAGCCUCAUCCCCCAUGGGCCGAGUCAUCCUCAUCAACUCCCCCAUUGAAGCCAACAGUGAUGAAAGUGACAUCAUCCAUGCAGUCCGGGUCGAGAAGAGCCCCUCUGGGAGGCUAGGUUUCAGCGUGAGAGGCGGCUCUGAGCAUGGCCUGGGCAUCUUCGUCAGCAAGGUGGAGAAGGGGAGCAGUGCAGAGCGGGCUGGCCUGUGUGUGGGGGACAAGAUCACCGAGGUGAACGGGCUGAGUCUAGAAAGUACCACGAUGGGCAGUGCUGUGAGGCUGCUGACCAGCAGCAGCUGCCUGCACAUGAUGGUGCGGCGCAUGGGCCGUGUGCCUGGCAUCAAGUUCUCCAAGGAGAAGACCACAUGGGUGGAUGUAGUGAACCGACGGCUCGUGGUGGAGAAGUGCAGCUCCACGCCAUCGGACAGCAGCUCAGAAGACGGUGUGCGGCGCAUCGUCCACCUCUACACAACCUCGGACGACUUCUGCCUAGGCUUCAACAUCCGCGGGGGCAAGGAGUUUGGCCUGGGCAUCUAUGUGUCUAAAGUGGACCAUGGUGGGCUGGCUGAGGAGAAUGGCAUCAAAGUGGGGGACCAGGUCCUGGCGGCCAACGGUGUCAGGUUCGAUGACAUCAGCCACAGCCAGGCCGUGGAGGUGCUGAAGGGCCAAACGCACAUAAUGUUGACCAUAAAGGAGACGGGCCGGUACCCUGCCUACAAAGAGAUGGUUUCUGAGUACUGCUGGCUGGACAGAUUGAGCAGUGGGGUGCUCCAGCAGCUGUCUCCGGCCUCGGAGAGUGGUUCCAGCGUCUCCUCCUGUGCCUCCAGUGCCCUGUGCAGCUCAGGCUCACUACCCUCUGACCGCAUGGAAGUCUGCCUAGGGCCUGAGGAGCCCGGUGGCCAUGGCCCAGGCUGGGGGCGGGCAGACACGGCCAUGCAGACGGAGCCUGAUAUGGGCAGCCGUGUGGAAACUUGGUGCAGUGUACGGCCAACCGUCAUCCUCAGGGACACGGCCAUCCGCUCUGACGGUCCCUCUUCUGUCCGACGCCUUGAUUCUGCACUUUCAGAGUCACCCAAGACAGCUCUGCUGCUGGCCCUCAGCCGACCCAGGCCUCCCAUCACCCGAUCCCAGAGCCACCUGACACUGUGGGAGGAGAAGAAACAGCGGAAGAAGGAGAAGUCAGGGUCCCCUGGGGAGAAGGGGGCCUUGCAGCGCUCCAAGACGCUGAUGAACCUCUUCUUCAAGGGAGGGCGGCAGGGGCGGCCAGCAGGGGACGCGCAUAGAGAGGCCUGGACACUGGACAGCAGAAGCCCCACCAAAGUCCGCCCUCGCCUGGACCUGGAGAAAGCAGGGAGCGUGGGGCCUGUGCAGAAGUUUGUCACCUGGAGACUGAGACGUGAACGGGAGAGGGGCCGGGCCCUGCUCUCUGCCAGGUCCGGAAGCCCCUCUGGCCAGCUGCCCAAUGUGGAUGAGCAGGUGCAGGCCUGGGAAAGCCGGCGACCCCUCAUUCAGGACCUGGCCCGGCGGCUGCUGACAGACGACGAGGUGCUAGCCAUCACUCGACACUGCUCGAGGUAUGUCCAUGAGGGCGGUGUGGAGGACCUGGUGCGCCCCCUGCUGGCCAUCCUGGACAGGCCGGAGAAGCUGCUGCUGCUGAGGGACAUCAGGAGUGUGGUGGCCCCCACGGACCUCGGCCGCUUCGACAGCAUGGUGAUGCCCGUGGAGCUGGAGGCUUUUGAGGCUCUCAAGAGCCGGGCAGUUCGGCCUUCUGCUUUGAGACCAACCAGGCAAGACACGCCACCCAAGCGUCACCUCAUCACCCCUGUGCCUGAUAGCCGUGGAGGAUUCUACUUGAUGCCAGUGAAUGGCUGUUCAGAGGAUGACGACGGAGAGAUCAGGGAGAGGCUAGGGGGUCUUAAGGUCGCCCUCCGUGCCUCUGCCCCUGGCCACCACCAUAAAGGAAUCCCCCCUCUACAAGAUGUACCGGUGGAUGCCUUCUCCCCUCGCCGAAGCGCAUGUACACCCCCUCCCCAACCACCUCCUGUGGCUCCCCGGCCUCCCAGGCCUAACUGGCUACUGACAGAACCCCCAAGUAAAGAGAGCACUCAGCAGAACCAGAGUCAGACCCCAGGCCGCAGCCGAAGCCGCAGCCGCAGCAGAGGGCGAGGCAAGUCCCCUGGGCGCAUGCGCUCCCCCUCCCCAGCACCCAUCACCAAUGCCACCACAGCCAAUGGGCGCUACCACAGGCCUCGGAAGGCAAGGCCCUUGCUUCCACGACCUCUGGAUGGGCAGGAGGCCAAGGUGGGAGCUAGGCAAGGGCCCUUGGAGAACGGCAUUGGUGGGACAACCAAGGAGACGACCUGGAAAGCCUCCGCUGGAGAGCUGAGGACAGUCACGCUAUCCAAGAUGAAGCAGUCUUUGGGCAUCAGCAUUUCUGGGGGCAUCGAGUCCAAGGUGCAGCCCAUGGUGAAGAUAGAGAAGAUCUUUCCCGGAGGUGCCGCUUUCCUCUGCGGGGCCCUGCAGGCUGGCUUCGAGCUGGUGGCAGUGGAUGGGGAAAGCCUGGAGCAGGUGACUCACCAGCGAGCUGUGGACACCAUCCGCAGAGCAUACAGAAACAAGGCUCGGGAGCCUAUGGAGCUUGUGGUCAGGGUUCCUGGACCUGGCCUGCUGCCCUCAUCUGCCUCAUUAGCCAUUAAGGACCAGAGCCUUCCUGCUGGCAGUUCCUCUGCCCAUGGACCCCUUGACAAUACCCCAACCCUCACCCAGAUCCCUCCCCCUGAGGAUAGACAACUACAGCAGGCCUUCACCCCAGCCCUUCAGGCUCCUCCAAGUGCCCCCAAACUCUCCCCUCUUCUUACGGAUCCCCAUGACCCUUCCCACUGACCUUAAGGAUUAUUGCUGCUCCCCGGUAUCCUGCAAUACCGAGGCCCCUCUGUCCUAUGUGCCUGACAGCUGAGAGCACCAUACCGUGGCUGUGACCUACUGCAAGCUGUCUAGAAGUCCCCGGCGUUUUAAGAAAAGCUGGAUGUCCAAGGACAAGGCUCUAGAGGGCAGCCUGCAUCGUGUGCAUCCCCUGGUCCUGGACCGCUUCAGUGAGGGGACAGAGAAAAUCAAGUCUGAAGCCUGUAACUGGUGUGAGCUUCUUCAGGAUGCCCCUGGCUUCCAUACUCUGAGAGGCUUAAAUUCAGUCUCCUUAAGGAGGUCACUACAUCCAUCCCCCAGUCUCAAGCAGCAUUCAGUACAAAGGACAGGGUGGAAGGCUUUUCCAAUUCUUCAGACCUUAGUAAGACUCGUGUUGUGGUCCACUAGGACCUCUGACUGGACUGGAUUAGCCUCCUAUCUCCCUCCCCGCCCCAGUAAGAACUCCAUGAGGUAGGUGAGUAGCCAGCAAGCAGAGGGACAAAUGCUCCAGACAGAUGCCAGACAAGGUCGCCUGUAGUUCUUUAUCCAGCAUACUUUUUUUUUAAAAACAAACUUUUUUUUUUUUAAUUUUUUCUUUGGGUUUGUACAAGAAAUUUACAGUGUGAAAAAUAUACAAGUGAAAACGAGGCCAUAAACCUGGUAUUGGGAGGGGCUGCUUGGUCACAAACACAAAUAAACAAGACAUUGCUGAGUUC